Molecule: messenger RNA, 1368 nt
Organism: Musca vetustissima
Lineage: Eukaryota; Metazoa; Arthropoda; Insecta; Diptera; Muscidae
Exons: 3
Coding region: 1-1368 (455 amino acids)
Source: RefSeq, a predicted model, not a curated record
AUGAAACUUUCAAUAUCGCUUAGUUUCCUGGCUGUAUGCCUUAUGGCAUUUGCGGUCAAUGUUAACGCUAAACAUGUGAGAUAUUAUCAUGAUGGUUAUGAGUUCAGGGGAACAGAAGUUCCUACCGAUGCCACUGAGACCACUGAUGUACCAGAAACCACAGAACCUGUUGAAACUACAGAAGUUCCUGAUCACCGUCCACCGCACCACAAACCACCCCAUCAUGGUCCUCCACAUCAUAAACCUCCCCAUCAUGGUCCACCACAUCAUAAACCUCCCCACCAUGGUCCUCCAAACCAAGGACCUCCAAAUCACCAUAAACCCGGUAGCAAUGCUCCUGGCCACCAUGUUCCUGGCCAAUUGAGUAUUAAAGAAGUUGAUAGCUUUGUUGAACAUUUAAUGGAUACCGUGGGUCAAAUAAUUGAAUCAGUGAUCGAAGCAGUGCACUCUGGAAAACCUCUGGAAAUUCAAGAGGGAGAACACCACUAUAGACCUCAUCCACAUUUCCCUCACGACAACAAACACGAGGGAUCUGGCGAAGAUAAUCACAGGGAUCCACAUGAGGGAUCUGACGAAGAUAAUCACGAACAUCACCACGAGGAUCAUGAGGGAUCUGAAGAAGAUAAUGACGGGAAACAUCACGACAAGGAAGAUCGUCCUGAAAAAGAUAAUCAUGGACAUCACCACGAGGAUCAUGAAGAACCCGAGAAUGAUGGCCAUGGUCUAGAACAACCCAACCACAAAUAUGAAAAACCUAUAGUAGAUAAUCACGAUCCAGAACACGAAGACCACGAGCAUUCACAUGAGGGAUCUGAAGAAGAUAAUCACGAACAUCCCCACGAGGAUCAUGAAGGACCCGAGGAAGAUGGUCAUGGUCGAGAAGAACCCAACCACCAACACGAAAAACCUGUUGACGACAAUCACAAACCAGAACACCACAAACAUGAAGAGCCCGAAGAAAGUAAUCACAAACCAAAACAACCCAACCAUCAACACGACAAACCAGAAGAGGAUAACCACGGUCCAGAAGAACCAAACCACAAACCCGAAGAACCUAAGGAGGAUAAUCACCACCAACACGAAAAACCUGAAAAAGAAAGCCACGACCCAGAACCACCCAAACACGAAAAACCUGAAGAAGAAGAUAACCAUGACCCAAAACAACCCAACAAUAAACAUGAAGAGCCUAAGGAGGAUAAUCAUGAUCCAGAACAACCCGACCAUAAACACGAGGGGUCCGAGGAGGAUAAUCACAUUCCUGAACAUCCAAAGGAAUCGGAUGAAAAUAAACAUGUUCCAGAACAUCAAAACGAACCCAAAGAUGAUAAUCUCAUUCCAGAACAUCCCAAAGAAAAGGAAACCCAUUAA